AUGUCGUUCGAUAUUUCUGCUGAAAAUGCAGAAAUUCACCAUUCUCUUGACCAGCACUCUACUCCUGUUAGACGGUACAAUGAAAGUACGCUUAGUCUCUCGUCAGAGCUUUCCAGCCCGUUGGUAAGGCGAUUGUAUUGCAUUUCUGUUUAUAAACUGUGCUACAUAGUAUUGUCGGAAGAACGGCCAUGGUAUUGUCUGCUGUGGCCUCAGCCUCACCAGAUGUACUUCCCUGCCGUCACGCAUGGCGCCGCUUUUUCGUUACCUGAGCGGAAGCUUCGCAUCUAUUUCUACGCUCGCAGUGCCGUCCCCUGUUCUGAAAUGAUUUCGCUCUGGAGGACGUGCGAGACAUAUAUUCCAAAAAUACAUGGCGUGCAGACGGAACUCGAGUUUGCCUACGACGUCACGGUUGCAUUCCCUGACAAAGCCUAUGGUGCGUUGUGGUGCGGCGUGUUCCCGCAUCGGUUCAAGGAGCGGCAUUCGUACAGCAUUCGCGUUAUGCCGAACAAUGUUGAACUCAUGGCCGCUGAUAUGCUUGGUCUCAAGUACGCCAUAAACACAUUUCUGCAAGCAGUCAACCUUUGUGCCACCUCGUCGUCCUCUUCAUCACCGCUUCAGAAUCAUUCGACCUCUGUGCCGAUGCCCGUGCAGCUGCCGUGUCUGAAAAUCAACGACUGGCCAGAUUUUACCGUUAGGGCAGUGCUUCUCGAAUUCACCGGCUGUCGUGUGUUCAACUUGGACACUCUGCGACUGUUGUGCAGUCAGAUGAGUUACCUGAAGUGCAGCCAUUUGAUCAUUAGCUUCGAGGUGCGUGUGCAAGACAAGUUCUCGCUGCCGUACUCAUCAAAAGACCUCUUCCAACUGAAGCAGUACUGUAGGUCGCUGACUCUCGAAGUUAUCCCGUCGUUGGACAUCAAUUCUCGUGAUGUCGACACUUCGGUCGCUUUCACUAUCUUGUCCGAAUUUUUGGAAAAGUUCUACGUGCUGUGCCUGCGCGCCUCAGCCCUAUCCGACCAAGACCUGUUAGACCUGGCCUUGCUGCACUCACCGAUAUGCCUGACGCUACCAUCCGGCAGGCCAGGGUUCCUGUGUUCGUCACUCGAUCACGUGCUGAAAACCCAGUCGACGUUGUGUGAGCUGCUUCACCGAUGCAACGUCCUCGGCAUCAUCAUCUGCGACAUGUCUUCCGGUUGUGAGCUAGUGGCGCCAGUCGUCAACCUCACUUCCAAGCUGGCCGUUCUCGGUCUGUGCUGGAACCGUGACGUCGACUUCAAGUCUUACGCGCCGCUACUGCCGACCAUCUCAGCCGUCAACGUCGCUAGUGACAAUUUGAUGGAGACGCUGUUUCAGGAAAUUCUGAAAGCGGGUGCCAUUGAGUACGCACUCACCCUUAAGGCGCUCCAACAGAAAGGUUCGACGACCGAGCCGGAUGGUAUUCAGUUGUUCGCUCUGUCCAUCCCUAUGGAGCUGCUUCUGAACCCGGACAACAUCGACUUGGACUCGUUUUCGUUCAUGGUGAAGACGAUUACGAUAAGUAUUCGUGCUUUCUGUUCACUAUUUAAUGUAUUUCAUGAAGCCUUCUCUUAG
Soboliphyme baturini is the source of this 1587-nucleotide messenger RNA. The record is from the annotation of a GenBank genome assembly. Lineage: Eukaryota; Metazoa; Nematoda; Enoplea; Dioctophymatida; Soboliphymatidae.